Brienomyrus brachyistius is the source of this 1258-nucleotide messenger RNA. Its product is annotated as troponin I, fast skeletal muscle-like. Gene Ontology annotation, cellular component: troponin complex. Gene Ontology annotation, biological process: muscle contraction. The transcript is spliced from 7 exons. The record is from RefSeq and is a predicted model, not a curated record. Bases 133 to 813 code for a protein of 226 amino acids. Lineage: Eukaryota; Metazoa; Chordata; Actinopteri; Osteoglossiformes; Mormyridae.
AUGAGAUGACAUAUUUGAAGGACAGUUUAUUUAUAUUGGAUGAAUGUGAGGGAGUGGAUGGAUGUAGUGCUGUAUUUCCUGACCUUGUUAGCCCAUUGGUCUGGGGGGUAAUCCUCUGCCAUAAACAGAAAGAUGGGGAUCUGCAGUGCUCUGGCAGAAUGCAAUAAAUACCAUCCCUGCAUUUCAGCUCUCGGCCGCCUUUCUCUCCAUCGCUGCCACACGCUUUUCCUGCUCUACUCUUCUCCUCUCAGCUUGAGAAGCAUAAAGGCAACCAGAAUGACAGAAAAAAAAAUGUCAGCGAGCCGCAAGCACACGAUAAAGAGCAUGAUGCUUCAGCUUGCUAAGACUUUACUCGACCAAGAAGCGACUGAAAAGGCAGAAGAGCGAAAGAGGUACUUGGAGGAGAAAUGCCCCCCCUUGUGCCUUCCUAAUUCUCUGCAAGGGUUACAGGAACUAUGCAUGGAAUUUAACGAGAAAAUCGAUGUGAUUGAUGAAGAACGAUACGACAUAGAGAGAAAAUUAGCACUGGUCUGCAUGGAGGUGGCCGACAUGAAGUUUAAAAUUAUUGACCUGAAGGGCAAGUUCAAGAAGCCACCUCUGAAGAAGGUGCGCAUGUCUGCCGAUGCCAUGCUCCAGGCCCUCCUGGGCUCCAAGCACAAGGUGACCUUAGAUCUGAGAUCUAACCUGAAGCAAGUGAAGAAGGAGAUCAAGGAGGACAAUAAGGACCGGCGUGAUGUGGGUGAUUGGCGAAAGAACAUCGAGGACAAGGCCGGAAUGGGUGGCCGGAAGAAGAUGUUUGAGGCUGAGUCUUAAAGCUGGUCACCCUGGCUAGAUCGCCAGAAAGGACUAGGAUUAAUCUCCUAGCUGUCAGGCAGAAACUGCUCCUCUAUUUGCUUCAUAGUCUGCAUUGCUACUCAACUUGCUUUAUUGACCUUAACUUUGUCAGUAAUCUUUAGCAUAGGAUGCCAACUCACUGUAACAUCAAUAAUCUAUGUACUCUAUGCCAAACUAAAAGUGUUCUUUCUUUAUAAACUUAUUAUACACACAAAGAUGAGAAAUGAUUUGAGGAAAAUAGUCAUUUUCAAGCUUUUCUCACCGUUAUGCUCCACUCAAAUAGUGUCCGUUUCAGUCGCCAUAAUUCAUUGGUUCAACAAAAGAAAUGCUUUUGCUGUAUGUAAUAUGAAUGAAUUAAAAUGUGCACAUUGUUUGAACCAAUUGUUGUUAUAAAUUAAAGUUGAGGUGCUUGUGUGCUGCGAAA